AUGGACGAGGGUUACAAGUUGGCGUCUGAUUGGUUCCACCAUGGAGACGGUAAAUCUGUAGCUGCAGUAGAAGGUGUUGAUAGUGUGAGGAAUACUGAGAUUUUUGGAUUAUACGAAGCAGCUACAUGUUUGGAUGAGGAUUUAGCUAGUAAGGGUUUAGAUUUAGUAGAAGUCGCUGAGGGUGAGGAUAGAAAGGAAGAUGAGUUUUUAGCUAAACUUGCAGAGGCUGAGACGCCGUUGUAUCCAACGUGUGUAAACCACAGCAAGCUGUCUGCUAUAGUGUCUCUCUUCAGAAUAAAGACUCAGAAUGGUUGGUCCGACAAGAGCUUCAACGACUUGCUGGAAACAUUUCCUAAGAUGCUACCUAAAGACAAUGUCCUGCACACUUCAACUUACGAUGUCAAGAAGUUCCUCAAAUCUUUUGAUAUGGGAUAUCAAAAGAUUCAUGCCUGCGUGAAUGAUUGCUGCUUGUUCAGAAAGAAGCUUAAGAAAGCCGAGAGUUGUCCUAAGUGCAAGGCUUCGAGAUGGAAAACAAAUAUGCACACCGGUGAGGUCAAGAAGGGUGUUCCGAAUAAGGUGUUAAGGUAUUUUCCAAUAAUCCCUCGGCUUAAAAGAAUGUUCAGAACUGAAAGUCUUGCUAAGGAUUUGAGAUGGCAUUUCAGUAACAGGAGUAGUGAUGGGAAACUGCGCCAUCCAGUAGACUCUGUUACAUGGGUCUCAAUGGAUGCCAAGUACCCGUCUUUCGCAGCUGAGCAAAGAAAUUUACGGCUUGGUCUCUCUACGGAUGGGUUUAAUCCGUUCAGCAUGAAGACCAGUAGAUACUCUAGUUGGCCAAUGCUUCUAGUGAACUACAACAUGGCGCCUGAUCUCUGCAUGAAAGAAGAGAAUAUCAUGCUUAGUCUUCUGAUUCCUGGACCGCAUCAGCCAGACAAUGAAGACGACUGCAGUGAAUCAGAUGAAGAAGAAAACCUAGUUGAAAAAGACGAAGAGGAGCUAUCUAGAUGGAAGAAAAGGUCAAUCUUUUACACAUUGCCGUAUUGGGAGGAGCUCCCAGUUAGGCACAACCUAGACGUGAUGCAUGUGGAAAAGAACGUUGCAUCAAGCUUAAUUGCUACGUUGUUACAUUGUGGCAAUUCAAAAGACGGCCUGAAAGCUAGAAAAGAUCUUGAAGCCCUUGGUAUCCGAAAGAAUUUGCAUCCUAAAGCUCAGGGUAAAAGGACGUUGCUUCCUGCUGCACCUUGGUCUUUGUUAAAGACGGAGAAGAAACUAUUUUGUAAGCGGCUCUUUGACUUUAAAGGACCAGAUGGUUAUUGUUCUAACAUCUCCUCGUGUGUGUCAUUAGAAGAAUCGAAAGUGAUGGGACUAAAGUCUCAUGAUUACCACGUCCUGAUGCAGCAACUUCUGCCUGUUGCGAUCCGAGGUUUACUACCUAAGGGUCCAAGGUUAGCCAUUUUCCGGUUAUGUGUGUUCUUCAAUCUCCUAUGCCAAAGAGUUAUUGAUAUGGAACAAAUCCAAGUAAUGGAGACAGAGAUUGUGGAAACUCUAUGUAUGUUUGAGAGGUUCUGGCCACCUAGUUUCUUUGACAUCAUGGUGCAUUUGUGUGUGCAUCUCGGUAGAGAGGCGCGUUUAGGUGGUCCGGUUCAUUUCAGAUGGAUGUAUCCAUUUGAGAGGUACAUGAAAGUAUUGAAAGACUAUGUAAGAAACCCAGCCAGACCAGAGGGCUGUAUAGCUGAGUCUUAUCUAUCAGAAGAAUGUAUGAGGUUCUGCGCAGCCUUCUUGAAAAAAACAACAAACGUAGAGGAAAAGGCCGAGCGAAAUACUGAGUAUGAAAGCAAAUCAAUCUUGGAAGGUCGACCUUUAUCAGCCGGUAGUUCAUUCAGUUUGACUGAGAUGGAAAAGAAAAUUGCUCAUUUAGCUGUUAUUCAGAAUACGGCCUUGGUGGAACCUUAUGUUGUGGCUCAUUUACAACACUCCAAGACACAAACGGUAGAUGUCGUCGGAAUUCUACUCAUUUGUGGAAUACGGCUAGAUGCUGAAGAUAAAGCCGAUACUCUGAAAUGGUUGGCUUAUGGUCCGCGGAGUGUAGCCAGGUCUUUCACAGGGUAUAUUGUGAAUGGACUGCGGUUUCAUACCAACUCAGUUGAUAGACUAAGUCGGAAUAGUGGGGUUUACUAUGAGGCUACGGCGAUGUGUAGAUCUAGUGCUAAGGACACAGCACAAGUAGUAGACUUGGUUUCAUAUUAUGGCAAAGUAGUUGAUAUUAUCCUACUAGAUUACAAUGUGUUCUACGUUCCCAUAUUCUGGUGUCAUUGGGCUGUUAGAGGAAACGGGGUUAAAGUUAAAGAUGGGUUCACACUUGUUAAUAUGAAUCAGAGUCAAGCAUCUUUCUCCAAGGAUCCGUUCAUCUUAGCAUCUCAGGCGAGACAAAUAUUUUAUUCUAGAGAUAACGAUGAUUCCAGUUGGUAUGUAGCUAUGAGAGGUCCAUCUAGGAGAUACAGUGAUGAGAAUGAUGAAAUAGUGAACACAGAAGUAGGUCCGCUACCUUCAGAGGUUGACAUGGGUAUAGAAGAUUUGGCAGACGGAGCACCAAAUGUCAGAGAUGAUUGUGAAGGAAUUUACGUUUGA
Molecule: messenger RNA, 2625 nt
Organism: Microthlaspi erraticum
Lineage: Eukaryota; Viridiplantae; Streptophyta; Magnoliopsida; Brassicales; Brassicaceae
Source: the annotation of a GenBank genome assembly